This is a messenger RNA of Triplophysa dalaica, 1829 nucleotides long. RefSeq names its product solute carrier family 25 member 27 (gene slc25a27). The transcript is spliced from 9 exons. NCBI's taxonomy places the organism in Eukaryota, Metazoa, Chordata, Actinopteri, Cypriniformes, Nemacheilidae. The coding region runs from base 345 to 1295 and encodes 316 amino acids. Gene Ontology annotation, biological process: response to cold. The record is from RefSeq and is a predicted model, not a curated record.
UAAACAAACACGAAGUCUGAAAGUGGGAUAUUAACAGUAGUUCCGAGACCUGUCGUAACCUGGCGCAUGUGUAUAAAGGACUAUCCAAUCAGUGUGCCGUCAACGUCCCUGUCGAUUGGGAAAUGUAGUUCCGCAUAUCGACCGGCUUCUUUUGUAGUCAAAACGUACUACGUAAAUGCAGGGACCAACCGUAACGUCUCAUUAAAGGUCGUUGUCCUUUUGUGCAAUGUCAACGUUUAACAAAGCAUGACUUCGGACUUAGAGAAAACUGCACACUGUUGUGUUACGUCUUGCAUUUAUUAUUUGAAUGUCCACAUAUCGGUUUGUGUGAAACAGAAGACACAAUGGCUCCUUUGCAGGAAAACUCGCAGUGGCCCCGAGUAUCAAAGUUCACACUGUCUGCAUGUGCUGCAACUGUUGCAGAAUUAGUAACGUAUCCCCUGGACCUUACCAAAACCAGGCUUCAGAUACAGGGUGAAGGUGGUACCCAACAGAAUGGUGGCAGUAGGCAUACUCAACCCAAAUACAGAGGCAUGCUAAGCACAGCUGUGGGUAUAGUGCGUGAAGAGGGACCCUUCAAAUUAUGGCAGGGGGUCACACCAGCUAUCUAUAGGCAUAUAGUUUAUUCUGGAGGAAGGAUGUUGGCCUACGAACAACUCAGGGAGUCUGUUUUGGGAAGGUCUGAAGAUGGAAGCUUUCCAUUUUGGAAAGCAGUGAUUGGCAGUAUGAUAUCGGGUGCCUUGGGCCAGUUCAUUGCUAGUCCGACAGAUCUAGUGAAGGUUCAGAUGCAAAUGGAGGGCAUGCAUCGCCUAGAAGGGAAGCCUCCAAGGGUACUUGGGGUCUACCAUGCUUUUACGAAGAUUGUUACAGAAGGAGGAAUAAGGGGCCUUUGGGCUGGAUGGGUGCCCAAUGUUCAGAGAGCUGCUCUGGUUAAUUUAGGAGACCUGAUGACCUAUGAUACAGUAAAGCAUUUUCUACUGAGCAACACAUCCAUACAGGACAACAUGCUUUGUCAUGGAUUGUCAAGCAUAUGCUCUGGAUUGGUUGCAGCAACUAUGGGAACACCAGCUGAUGUUGUAAAAACUCGAGUAAUGAAUCAGCCACGGGAUUUAAAUGGAAGGGGUCUUAUUUACAAGUCUUCUAUGGACUGUCUGGUUCAAUCAGUGAGAGUAGAAGGUCUUUUAUCGCUUUAUAAAGGAUUUCUACCGACCUGGUUUAGAAUGGCUCCCUGGUCUUUAACCUUCUGGCUAACAUUUGAGCAAAUGAGACGAGCAAUGGGCUUGAGCUCAUUUUAAUGAAUGUAAAAGUUGAGUAAAAAAAAAAAUGGCAGAAUAAAACUCGGUAUUAUUUUACUGAACCUAAGAACUAAAUAUUUAUGUCUACUUAGGACUAUGUGUGAAUUCACUUAUAUUUACAGACACGCACGCAUUCAAGGACACCGGAACAAAAAUGUUAAUUGUCAUUUUAUAUCAACACAUAUUGAUAUAUACUAUGUCAAGCCUCAAUUAGGAUUAAAGAAAAUAAAAGUGGAACUGUUUGUCUUGGAUGCUAAUCUUUUCAUUUAAUACUUUUUAUUGAAAGUUUAUGUAGAAUGCGCUGAUCUAGUGGUAUGUUUAAUGGUUUGUUAUGGUUAACGUUGUGUCCAUGUAGCUGCGUUUGUAGCCAAAACAUUUUUACAAAUGCUGAUUUUUUUCUUAACUUUCUUUGAACCCCUUUAAUAACAACAUAAAAAAAUGUGCACACACGUAAUCCAAACACUAGAGGUCGUCUUGUCCCUAAACAAGAUUUCAUUGACAACGUCAUUUCCUAUCUAAGGACUUUCACGUGUA